AUGACGUCGCCACUUCCACAACAACAAGAAGCUGAAAAACAAGGAAGUGGACGAUUGUGUGAAACCGUAACCUGUAAUAAGGCCGUGACAAGAUACGCAGAGCUCCGUUCCGUCUGUUAUUCCUCAUCCUCCGGACCAGUCCACAACAAUGAACAACAAAGGUUCAUAUCCACAGCAGUCUGUGUACCCUCAGCAGAGCUCUGCACCUGCGUACCCUCCUGCUAUGCAAAUGUCCCCUCAGGCACCUCCUUACACGGACACACCACCUGCAUAUUCUGAGAUAUACCAGCCCAGAUAUGUGCUUCCACAUCAGGUGCCUGGUCAGGUGCCUCAGAUGUCCUCUCCCUAUGCUGGUGCUCAGAUGUUUAUGCCCAUGCAGGCACCCAUGCAAGUUGGACCCGUGGGCCAGAAUGUCCCCAUGGCUUACUACACCAUGGGAGCAGUGUACCCGCCCGGUUCAACAGUGAUGGUGGACAGCGGCUUCGAUGCUGGCGCUCGCUUCACAGCCGGCAGCAGCGUUUCCAUCCCACCCCCUCCUCCUGGACACCCACCCAAUGCAGCUCAGCUGGCUGCCAUGCAGGGUGCCAAUGUUGUAAUGCCACAGCGCAAGAACAACUUCUUCCUGGGUGGAUCCAGUGGAGGUUAUACCAUCUGGUAACAGCAACUCCUCGACUUUUCCUUCAUGCCUAAUCCGUAUCCCCAUCCCAGAUGAUGCCCCAGUUCUCCCCCCCCCCACCCCAUAUGCCUCCCUCUUCAGGCUGCUUGGCCAUGCCACAAUACUGAUAUCACCUAACGGAAUGUAAUAUUUUAGAGCCCUUUGUGAAAGGUACAGUACUCCACUUGUAACCUAGAGAUCAGUGAUAAUUGCCACUGCCUGGAGAGGACAAAUGAAAAUUUUUAAUGUUGUAGAAAGCAUUCCAUAAUUCCUCAUUGGGUCGAAAUUGUUUGCUCAUACCAGAUUGGACUUCUUUCAGGCGUCGGUUGUAUUUGUUCGAGAGACCUCCUUUGAUCGAACGGUCACAAAUUACAUAGAAAUGUUCUUGUAUUCCUGUAAAACUACGUAAAUGAAAUGUUGAAAUAUCCGACCCGCGUUAUAUAGUUUAGCCCGCUUAAUGUUGAAAGUGAAACGCAGUUAUAAAGUUGCAGUAAAAAAAAAAAAAAAAAAGAAAUCUCCACUUGUCUUUUUUGAAAACUUUUAGUGUAGUUAAAUUAAUAGGUGUGUAUUAGUCCCUUGUAAAUACAAGUAUGAUGAACCUGAGAAACAAUCUCAACUAUUAAAAAAAAAAAAAAGAAAAAGAAAAAAAAAGAUCAGCAUCCUGGAUGCUCUUAGCUAGAAUUGUCUUGUCUUUUGCACAGUAUCUAAAAUACCACGGCAAAUUUAGUUGCACAGUGAACUGUCUAUUGGACAGAUUGUUCUAUUUAAAUCACGUGUAAAUUAAGUGAAUUAAAGCGAGAGAGAAAAAAAAAAGUAACAUUUCAAGAAAUUAUUAAAUGCAAUAUCUAAAGUGGUUUACUGUACCUUGUUGGGCAACUUGUAGAUGAACAUAGUGAAGUGCCAAAGAGCACUGGGGAUAGCCCUAAAUUAAAGCAAAUUAACUUCAGUAAACUUAAAGGAAAGAAAUUUUAAAGUAAAUCCAAAUAGUAAGAUGAACGGGAAGGGGUGGUUGGUGUAACAUUUGAGCUUUUUUUUUUUUUUUUUCCUUUUUGUCUCCUGUUGUUUCUAUUUCACAGUCGGAUACCCAGAGUUUAUACACUAAAUGUUUUCUUGCACAGAUUUCUAGAAGCACCCUCCUCAUUCACCUUUCGCAUAGUUUCAUUUAGCGUCAUCAUGUAGUCCUCACAACAGAAAAAUGUCACCUUUUAAGAUAGCGUUAGAUUGUAGUCAAGAAUUUCAGUGAGACUGAGGAGACACCAUUUAAUGUGCCAGUGUUUCUGUUCUGCGUUCAUUACUUUUACACAUUUAAAUGAUUAUGCUGAGUAGUUAGACUUAUAAAUUUGUUAGUAUAACCAAUGAGCUGGUUGUACCAAAGAUCUGGUCUACAACGCACUUAAUGUUUGGUUGUGACUUGGAAAAAUUUAAGUGUCGCAAUUUAAAAGCAAACAUAUCUUUGAUUAAGGAGGCUGUGACGCUGUCGGCCCGUUCAGCCCCGAACGGCUGCGGCCGUUAAUGUGUCGGUGUCACUCUGCGUGGGUAAAUUGCAUCUUUGAGUUGCCGCAUACGUUUGCACCGUUUUUAUGUACAAAUUUGAUAAAGAUACUUUUUAUCUGAAAUGCACUGCAAAGCAAACCUGAGAAGUUGCAGACAAGGGGCUACUCUCUCUUUCGUGUGUUUUUAAAGAAAGCUGUGACAUUUUUGAACAUUUUUAGAUCCAUUUUAAACGUAGUUCAUUUUCAAAUAACGUCGAGACGUGUCGUGUGGUUCAGUAGCCUGCGAGUGUAUGCAAACCUUUUGCUAAAGAGGCUAUAUGACUGUCAGCAUAAUUCUUAUGUGCCGUUGAUCAAAUUCAUUUACUCAAUGCACGAAUUUAAAUGAGGCAUCUGGCGCCUGAAAAGUUGCCAGCAUGGAUACCUUCGACUAAUAUUUGUAGAUUCAUUUGUUUUGGUGUCAAUGUGUCACUGGGUAUCCGACAUACCAUAUCAGGUUUUAACAGCUGUGGCCACCAGAAAGUUAAGGCUGUCGCUGUCAACCCCAUGUUUAGUGAUUCCAGUGCUGUUUGAGUCAGAAAGACCAUCUGUCUGGGAGCUGCUUCAUUCACGCGACGGGCCUCGUCCACGCAACUCACACACAAAUCUGUUAAAUCAGUAAUGACUGACCUGACGUGUCAAGUGUUUUUUGAUUUCUUCCCGCUCAGGCUGUGAUUUCAUACGGCUUCGCUGGGAAAACAGGCCACAGCUAUUAAAACUUAAAGACUGUAAUUCAAAUAACUGUCUACUUUUUUUUUUUUCCAUCUCUGCUCUGAUUGUUUUUAAAGCAGCAUUAACAGUGGCUCUGUCUCAGCAAUAUGAAGUACUGUAAACCACAGCUGACCAGUAGAUGCUAUGCCAACCACAGCCAACAAAUGGAUCACUCUUGGUAGAAGGAUUAUGGACAUUUAUAGUUCAGGGAUUCUCUUUACAAUAUUUUGUAAAAAAAAAAGAAAAAAAUAGAUGUAUGUACUAAAGUGAUGUGAUGGACUUUGGUACACAUUCUAUCUUUUAAGAUUACUAAAGGAGAUGAGUGUCACUACAGUUUGCUGAGACAUGUCAAAGGUGGAAUACUUUGAAAAAAAAAAGAACUUAGGUGCACUUAACUUUUUUAUACUAAACUUAAAAUUUAAAAUGUAAGUUUAGAAUAAAGGUUAUUUUGGAAAUUUGAAA
Messenger RNA from Mugil cephalus (flathead mullet), 3357 nucleotides. It is a transcript of the gene dazap2, whose product is annotated as DAZ associated protein 2. The transcript has 4 exons. NCBI's taxonomy places the organism in Eukaryota, Metazoa, Chordata, Actinopteri, Mugiliformes, Mugilidae. Bases 149 to 658 code for a protein of 169 amino acids. The record is from RefSeq and is a predicted model, not a curated record.